GGAAGAGGAAUUCACGGCAGAAAGCCGUCCAAGAACACACACCACAUGUCCAACAUAGCUACUGCGAUUCACAUCAAAGAGAGCUCGGAUGCCUCAUCGGGCCCUGGCAAGCUCGCACACUCCGUCGUAUGCACAAAGUCCCCCGGCUUAUCGUGGGCCUUUUUCAGGUGCUGGCCAAGGUAUUUGUACGAUUUGCCGCAGAUCUUACAAUAGUACUCGCCAUCACUGCGUACCCAUUGCACACAUCACACAGGUGAUGGCUGCGUGCGCGUCUCCUGUGCAUUCUGCCUACCUGUUGGGACGGCCCCACAUCGACUUUUUGGUAGGACUGGCCCUCAUCCCACCACGCUGCAUCAUACACAUCAUGUGUUCAGUUAACACGCUCUCUUGUGUCUCCGUUUACCUUCUGCAUCGACUUUCUGUAGCCCUCAUCGCCGUGCUUCCUCCUCUGGGCGUCACAGCUUUUGCUCGCAACCUGACACACACACAUACGCCGUCCAUGUCUCUCUCUCUCUGUUUGUGUGUGUGUGUGUGUGUUGGUAUGUCGGUGUCUUUCGACCGUGCUCAUGUGCGCGCAGAAUGCCGCCGGCCCGCCCAGGUUGGCUAUCUGUGUUUCGAUGCCGAUGGGGCCGGCGAUGAGGCCGCCGGUGCGGCCAAUCUGACCCACACACACCACACACACGAAACACACAAUCCAUCUGUCUGUCUGUCUGUCUGUAUGUGGGUGUCUUUCGACCGUGCUCAUGUGCGCUGAGAAUGCCGCCGGCCCGCCUAGGAUGGCCAUCAGAUUGGCGGCGCCGGUGUGGCCAAUCUGAUCCACACACACACCACACACACACACCACACACACACACCACACACACAAUCCAUCCAUGUCUCUCUCUCUAUGUGUGUGUGUCGGGGGUGUUGUGUGUCAGCUGACAUUGGAGAAGUGCUGGUGGAUGGCCGCCGGCCCGCCCAGGUUGUUCAUCAGAUUGGCGGCGCCGAUGGGGCCGCCGAUGCGGCCGCGGUGGGUACGCAAGUCGCUCAGCAGCUCCUCACCGGAACUCCAGAAAUAUCCCUCGCCGGUACGGAAGACGGGCAUAACGCGGUGCGGCACCGUAUAAUUCGCUGCGUAUAGGGCAGAGCAGAUGGCGAGGUUUUUCUCGUACUCCUUCAGCGUGUCGCUGUCCUCCAACAGCGGGAAUGACAUCACGCGCUUGAUAUAGCCGGGAUGAAGGGUCCGCCCAGAACGCAUCCCGAGCUGCAGUGCCGCAGACAGAUAUAGACGCAUCUGGAUGCUAUGUAUCUUACCUACCUUGUCGAAUAUAGGCUUUGUGUGUUUCUCUGCGUCUUCGCCGACGAGCAAACCGUAGCGCCUCAGGUGUCGGUGUGCCCUGGUGAACUCUAAAAGAGCUUAUGAAUUGGAUAUGAGUCAAUGGUACUUGUGACAUAACAACAAACUUCUCAAUCUGUUCAAUGCUGAACCACUGGUUGCUUGCAUCAUGAUAACGUAACCUUCAUUUCAUUGACCACACAGAGCCUGUUGUGUUCGCCAUCGCAUUGUGCGUGCGAUAGCACUGCAUUCAUUCACCGCAUUCGGUAUCAUCCACCCCACCAGUCAGUCCCUCCCAUCCCCCCGAUCCGAUCCCCGUGAUCGACGCUGUGCUGUGCUAUGGUGCGAUGCUGUCUGUCCUAUCGACACACAUCCAUCCAAACUUGACGGAGGCAGGCACAAGAAAAGCACACACCAGCAUCCAUCACAUACAUCAAGACACUUGUGGGUGGGUGGCGACGGAUGGACACCGUUGUGACAUGUACGCCCACGCCUCGCUCGAUUGCUCGUCAAAACCCGACGGACACCGGGCCAGAGCCAGCAGCCUCUCUGCACACUACACUACUAAAGGCACAGAUUAG
Messenger RNA from Vitrella brassicaformis, 1896 nucleotides. The record is from the annotation of a GenBank genome assembly. Lineage: Eukaryota; Vitrellaceae.